UUAAAUACAUGCAUAUGAUUAUAAAGUACAUGGAUUUUGCUUUGAUAUAGCAGUAAUUAAACUUGAUUGUUAGUAGAGUUAGUAAUUGAUAACUCUUGGCAUUCUUGUAGCCAUAUAUUGAUUUCAUUUCUCUACGUGUUUUUUUGAGGGUGGCUGGAGAGGGACUAUUUUAUGAACUAUCAUAACAAUAGGAUCUAUUAGGGUCUAUCCUAUUUGUUCUUUAACCUCUAUAAGGCCCAAUGCGUUUGAGGCUCUCCUUGUUGGUACGGAGGUCAUAGAAUAUAGUGGGAAAAUAUUUAUUUAGCUGUUGAGUCUUGUUUGUAUUUCUGUCAGUGUACUUAAUCUGUAUCUAUAUUGUUGUUUGUUUAAAAGUCCUGUAUCCAUAUAUCUGUAUUUCUCCUGUCACAUUUCUACUUUUUAUUAAUUUCUUUAAAAGCAGACUGUGUUGUUCUCUAUAUUGUUUCUGUGUUUGUCCUUUUACUUAUACUGUACAUAUAUUUCUUUCUUUUACUAAUUUACAUUUUUUACUAUUUUACUUUGGCACAACAGCACACAUGUAUAACAUAUGUUGAUAUUUAUGACUAUUGAAUUUGAAUAGUUUAUAAUUGAGUAACUAAUGAGUAAAUUUUGAUCUAGAUCGAUACAUUUGUUUGACAAUUCUCAUUACAUUCUGUCAUUACAUUAUAACCAUUGAUUGAAAUUUUUUAUUAUUGUAUAAUACACACAUGUAAAAUAAUUGACACACACUGUAUUAAUAAGCAUAACACAGUACAUUCUUCCUCACUUAAUUAACUAAUUAUUUUGAGCACACAAAGCAUUAAACAUGUCUUCCUAUGACAAAAUUUUAGAACUAGUGAAAGUCAUGGAACUAGAAGGGGAUGAGAAAAAGGAAUUUAUCAAAAAAGAAUUAGAAAAGGCUGAAAAGAGAGAAAGGGAGGAAAGAGAUAGGGCUGAUAAAGAAAAAGAGAGAAUAGAAAAGGAUAAAGAUAGGGAAGAAAGAGCUGCUGAAAGAGCUCAUCAAAAAGAAUUAAAAGAACUAGAAACUAAACAAAGAGAAAGCCAGGACAAAGUAGAGUUAGCCAAACUAGAAGCUGCCAAAACAAAUCCCAACAUUAUAACCCAACAGUCUACAACAAAGCCAUUCAUCUCUAAAUUCCAUAAAUACAAUUCAAAAGAUGAAACACUUGAAAACUAUUUAGUCCAAUUUGAGCAUAUUGCCUCAACUUAUAAUCUUAACAAUGAGGACAUGGCCAAACACCUACUAGCAAACUUGUCGGGAGAACCCCUCAACAUCAUUUCCACUUUAACUGUAGACCAAAAGAAAGACUAUGCGGCAGUAAAGACUAGAUUACUAGAGCACUUCGGGAAAAAUUCAGACUUCUAUCGUAAGCUGUUCAGGGACACUAAAUUGAAAAAAAAUGGGGACUUUAGUAGAAUAAUAUUCGACAUGAGGACUAAUAUGAUAAAAUGGUUAGAGCUAGCAAAAUGUGACAUCAAGGACCCGACACAAAUCCUAGACAUGCUACUUAUUGACAAUGUCCUCAACAACGUGACAGACUUGGUAUUUACUUUCCUUAAAGAAAAAAAGAUCAAGACAGAGACUGAACUGAUAACGAAUCUAAAUUUAUUUAAAGACAGUCACCCUGGACACACCAUUGACAAAAGAGACCUAUACCAACUUGCAGCCACAGCAACAACAUCCAACAACAACAACAAUGAUAAAUACAAAUGGUCUAACACCAAGACUUGUUUCAAUUGUGGGAGAAGAGGUCACGUGAAAAACCAAUGCAAAGCUCCCAUAAACUACAAUAACAAUUAUAGGUACAGAAGCUACACUAAUUUCUACAACCCAAACAGCUAUAAGCACAAUAAUAAUUACAAUAAUAGACCAUAUAGACCACACCAGAGUGCAAGUCCCAAUGAAAGAAGAAAUUUUACAAACAGUUACCAACACAAUAACUAUAAUAGAAACAACAGACAAUCUAGAAGGGACCAAUUUAACUACCACACAAACAACCACCCAAACAACUACAAUAGCGGAAAUAGAAACAAUAGAAACAACAAUGGCAAUAACACCAACACCCAUAGAGAGGAAAAUGUAGCCUAUAUGCAAUCAAAUAAGUCCAAAAUAAAAGUCUUUCCAUCCUAUGUCAAUUCUAAAGAAGUAGGAUCAAUUCGUGACAGUGGAGCCACGGCAAUAAUAGUUAAAGCCUCUUUAGUUGAACCAGGACAGUAUCUGGAAGAUACAGUAAAAGUGACCUAUGCAAACAUACAAAAAUGUGAUAUUUGCAAGACCGCUAAAGUCCUAAUAGAAUCACCCUGGAUUACAGGAGAACUAGAAGCCAUAGUCAUGGACACCCCAGCACAAGAUCUAAUAAUAGGCAAUGUAGAAGGUGUAAAAGAUCCAACACUAGAAGAAGUUAUGCAAUGGGCGGAAGAUAGACAAAAGUAUUCCCUAUUCAAACAUGAGGCAUUAUUAGUUGAAACUAGAUCACACAAAAAAAUAACACCAGAAAUAGAAUGCCCCACUGUAUUACUUAAUGAAAUAGGCAUAACUAGGGAGGAACUAAUAGCUAUGCAGAAAAAUGACACCACAAUACAAGACCUCUUAAGCAAAGAUUAUAACAAGAUAAAUUUAAAUAACCACCAUAUAGAAAUUAACAACUUAGCCAUUAGAUACAACAGGAAAGAAAACUGUACUAGACUUCAAAUCCUGAUCCCUAAAACUUUAAGAGCUAAAAUAUUAAAUAUGGCACAUGAUGACCCCACAGCAGGACACUUAGGAAAAAAAAAAGUAUAUACUAAGAUAGCCAACAAAUUCUUCUGGCCAAAGAUGGGAAAGGACAUUAAGAACUAUAUGUAAACAGUUGCACAGAAUGUGCCAAACAAAAAACAGUGACUAGAGCCCUAUUAGAAAAAUCAGAUAAAUCUCACUAUUUUUGGGACAAAAUUGCCAUGGACAUAAUGGGACCCCUAACUACCAGCAGUAAAGGGAAUAAAUAUAUUUUGGGUAUCAUUGACAUGUCCACUAGAUGGGCAGAGGCAUUUCCUCUAAAAGAUAUAAAGGCUAUUGACAUAUGUAAUUGUUUAAAAACACUUUUUCUUAAAUUUGGAUUCCCUAAUAAGUUACUGUCAGACAAUGCAUCAAACUUUAAGUCCCACCUUAACCAGGCAUUUGCAGAAAUGACUAACAUCCACCUCGUCCAUAGCACUAUCUACUCACCACAGGGAAAUGGAGUCAUAGAGAAAUGGAACAGAACUGUAAAACAGAUGAUAUAUAAGCUAGAAAGAGACUCAAUGAGUACCUGGGACCAGACUCUUAGCUAUGCUAUAUUUGCCUACAACACUAGCAUCCAUGAAACCACCAAAUUCAGCCCCUAUGAGCUUGUAUUUAACAGAAAACCUAAAGGACCGUUAGAGUUAUGGGCCGACAACAUGUUAAACUUAGAGAACUUAGAACAGUACCAUCCUUUGAUAAUUCAGACCAAACAACAGCUUAGACAAGGAAUAAAACUAGCAGAGAUAAACAUGGACAAAAAUCUAGAAAGGCAUAGGAAAAUAAAAAACAGAAAUAGAAAACUAAGAACACUAAAUGUAGGUGACCAAGUUUUUGUUAAGAUAGAAAACAAACACUGUAAAGAUAAGAAUGAGUGACCAUUUAAAGUUAUGGAGAGAAUUAAUAACAAAGUGUACAUCAUUGAUAAAGAUGGUAGAGAAUGCAAACUCAAUAUUGAUAAACUUGUUAAAUUGGAUAAGAGACAAAUAACUGACACAGAUAUAAUUGAACUUGAUGUAGAAACCAAACACAACAUACAAGAACAUAUAGCAAGCACCAUAAACACCACAAACAACAGUAGUCCAAAUAUUGAAAAUGAUAUGUUACAGAAUUUGACAGUUAAAUAUAGUGAUGUAAUUACACAAAAGCUAGGAUGUACCAAUCUGAUAGAACACACAAUAAAACUCAACAAAGCACUACCAACUAAGACAAAAGCCUAUAGUAUCCCCAAAGCAUACGAGGACCUAGUUAGAACAGAAAUGACCAACUUAAUCAAAGAUGGGAAGAUAGAGAGAUCAGAAACAUGUAAAUAUGCAUCACCCAUGGUCAUUGUAAAAAAGAAAGACAGUGGAGUAAGAAUCUGCUGUGACUUUAGAGAAAUAAACAAAUGCACAAUCAUAGACCCAGAACCCCUACCAGACACUGACAGUAUAAUUACAACUUUAAGUAAAUCAUCCCUAUUCACAACAAUGGACUUAAACAGAGGCUUCUGGCAGAUUAAAAUGGACCCUGACUCUAAGGAAUAUACUGCAUUCAAAUGCACUAUGCCAGGCCUAGAAGGUAUCUAUGUCUGGAAUGUCAUGCCAUUCGGCUUAAUAAAUAGUACAGCCACAUUUCAGAAAUGCAUGUCAAAAUUAUUAGAAGGCAUAAAUAAUGUAUUGUCUUAUGUAGAUGACAUUUGUGUUUUCACCAACUCACAACAGGAACACAUUCAUGUACUAGAGCAAAUAUUUUCAAGACUAAGAACACACAACAUGACAUUAGCCCCCAAGAAAUUAAACCUAGCCAAGCCUGAAAUCCAAUUCUUAGGAUAUUGCAUUACCAAUGACAAAAUCACACCCACUGAAACAAACCUAACAAAGAUUAAAAACAUAAAAGAACCUAGGACUAAGAAAGACAUGAGAUCAUUAUUAGGACUUUGCAACUUUUAUAGAAAGUUCAUUCCAAAUUAUGCACAGAUAAUUGAACCCCUUGUUGAAUUUACUAAAAAGAAGCAUGGAAACACAAUUUGUAUGGAUGAAAAAAGUAGACUAGCAUUAAGCAACUUAAAAGAUAAAUUUAAUGAGAAACUAGAAUUAGCCAGUAUUGACCCAACAUCAACAAUAUCACUAUACACUGAUGCCUCCAACACUGGUAUUGGGGCAUGCUUACUACAGCAAAGAGAGUCAUUUUUUAAGCCAAUAGUACACAUCAGUAGAACACUAUCUGAAACAGAAAGAAAAUACUCAGUGAUUGAAAAAGAAUUAUUAGCCAUUGUAUGGUCAGUUGUAAAACUCAAGAAUUACUUGUUAGGAAGAUUUUUCAGCAUUAAGUGUGAUCAUAAACCAUUACUGGCACUAAAAAGAAAAGAGCUAAAAAAUGACAGGAUAAACAGAUGGACACUCAUUCUCUCAGAUUACAAAUUUGACUUACAAAGCAUUCCAGGACAUGAAAAUGUAAUAGCUGACUUUUUAUCCAGAUACAUAAUACAUGAAAAUGAAGCAAGUGAUAAUAAUGACAUUAAACACAUCAGCCAGGACAUUCUGAUAGAGUAAAUAAGCAGUACAAAUCACUUAGAAACAAGUAGUAGUAGUCAACUAAGUCAAAUUAACAUUCUACACAUUUUUCAAAUAGGUCAUGACACUUUAUUGUUACACUUUUCUUUUGGGUCAUGAUGACAUUUAUGCUUAUGAUCAAUAACAGAUCAUCUAUUUACUCAUUGUAUUUUAUUGUCAACUUGUAAUAUGACAAAUACCAGAUGUGUUUAUUUUGUGUGUAUAUAUUGUACUUUAUUACUGAUCAUGCACAGCAAUGUAAACAAUGAGAUGUAAACAACAGUGAACUACUUGAACUGUUGACCUAAAUUUUUUUUCAUAACUCAAAGAUGUAAAUAUUGUCUAAAAUUUUUUACAUACCUGAAUACUACAAUGAAUGUUUAUAAACAUGGAAAUUUGUUUACUAUUGUACUUCAAUACUACACUCAGACUAUUUAUAGUAGCCUUAUGCAAGGUCAACCUUGAACUGGAUUGACAUGUCUCUAAUUUUUUUUAUUUUUCUUGAUGAUGGCAAAACUUAGAAUAAUAUUUUGACACAGCACAUCACAAUUGCCCCUUCAUAUGUUGACCUAACAAAGUCAAAGUUGCCAAGGAGAGUUGAGUAAAUAGAAGCGCAAAAGUUUCAUUUAUUAACUUUUAAAGCAAUAACACAGUUGAAUGUUCAAGUAUCCACCAGACAGAUGAAUGUUCAAGUAUCCACCAGACAGAUGAAUGUUCAAGUAUCCACCAGAUAGAUGAAUGUUCAAGUAUCCACCAGACAGUUGAAUGUUCAAGUAUCCACUAGACAGAUGAAUGUUCAAGUAUCCACCAUUUCAUUAAUUAUCAUAUUUCUCUUUUAGGAAAAUGUUUCUGUUUUCACUUUAUUUUAUUUUGUACCAGUCUAUUAUUUUGUACCAUUAAAAAUUUAUAUUUUAUGUUAGUAAAAAAGAUGUUUGAAAUUUUGUAGCAAAAUUUAAAAAAAAAAUCUCCUCUAUAUAUAUUAAAAUAGUAAUUUACUCAACCUUGGAAUCCUAUCACUGAACUGGGAAAGCUAGCUUUGAUUGUUUUUGUUGUUGUAAAUAUCCAUAUGGAUAGUGUGUAUAUUAUGCAAAGGUUGAUUAUUAGCUGUUAAGGUUGGAAUUUUCCUUUUUUUAAUUUUUACAUGAUUUCAAUGUUAAAUACCACUGUAGUUGUCUUUCUGAUAAUGAUGCUAUGAUGUGGUCUUGGUAUAUUUUUUCUGUGAUUAGAUGUUGUAACAUAUAGAUAUUGACAAUCUACAAAGUUUAUAUACAACCAAGUUCAUACAUUAAUCUAUUUCACAAUCAUACAAACUAUAAACUGCGUAAAGCUUUUGUUAUUAUUAAAAAUAUAAACUGUAAAGUAUUGGAUGCUAAAAUGCAUUUGAAUUGAUUCUUCCCGAGCUAUACUUUAUUGCUUCUUCAUUUUGUGUGUGCACAAUCUAUUGAAUUAAUAAUGUAAUUUUUUGUGAGAUGAUUUGUGUUGGUCACAUGUAUAAGUCAUUAGUUUCUAUCAUGAUUUUUUAAAAAGUAUUUGUGUAAAACCACAGAGGUUUCAUUAAAUUUGUACUUUAUUAAUUUUUUAUUUUAAAUUUUUGUUAAGUUUUAAUUUUACUUACAAGCUGAAUUUGUAUACAUAGCUAUGAUUUGAUUUGAUGGAAUUCUUCUUUUUAUAAAAUUUUACAUGGUCUAAGGUUUUUGAGUUCAUUGAAGCUUUUUUUCAAAACUGUCUGAAGAGUUGAACUGAAGGCUUGUGAAACAAUAGGCCAGCAAAAAAUAAUUAAAGCUUCCUCUCACCAGCCUGACUGAAAUGAUUUUUCUGUCUGGAAGAGAUCCUACUUGGUGUCUGUAUCACACUACUAUUUCCAAUGCUUCAGAAGCUCCAGACACGGGGGCUAGAGAUUGGCAGACUGCUAAGCACACCAAGAACUCCUGCCAUCUUCCUGCUCUUUACCACACUCAACAAUCCCCAUUGCAUUUGUGAAACAGAAUGUUGGGAUUGUUGACAUGGUCAUAAAGACUCUCUUCCCAACCAAGACUUGAGCAAUGCUUUUCCAUUCCUAAUGAAGUCUUGUUUUCUUACUUCCUUGAAGCCUAAUUGUUUUGACCCAGGGGUGGGGGGGCACUAUGUUGUAGACUGGGAUGUUUGCUUUCUGACAGCAUUGUAGAAUAAUUAUAUUGUAAUAAAAUAUUUUUCAAAUAAAAAAAUUAAAUGAAACAAAACCUACAUCUUGGCUAUUAAAAUCCAGGUUAAUACUGCUAUUUGUUAUAUAAUGUAUGUGUCACUGUCAUGAGAUGUAUACAUUGGAUGCUUACAUAAACAUUGGUUUUGUGAAACAUCAGUCAAUUGUAUUUAUGACCCUACUCUAAAUGGCCUAGAAUGUUGAACACAAGAGUACCAGUUCAAUGUUAGAGAAAAUAAUAGUAAGUAGGGGAGACAAUAAAAGAGUUUUAAUAUGUUC
Molecule: messenger RNA, 7768 nt
Organism: Biomphalaria glabrata
Lineage: Eukaryota; Metazoa; Mollusca; Gastropoda; Planorbidae
Exons: 3
Coding region: 824-2863 (679 amino acids)
Molecular function (GO): zinc ion binding; nucleic acid binding
Source: RefSeq, a predicted model, not a curated record